AUGCCUGUCACAAUAUUAGAUGAUGACCUGGUGCCUGCAACAUUUCAGGAACAAGACUUCCAAAUAGUCUCCAGCCUGCCUGAACGCUACAUGGUGAUUGCAUCUGUUGGAGAAGGCUGUUUUGGGACAGUGGCCAAAUGUGUAAAUCUAAACACAUCUGAGACAACGGCCAUCAAGGUCCUAAAUGACAACGAAGAUCUAAGUAGAGAAUUGACCAUGCUUACAGCCAUCAAGAAACUUGACUCAGAAAAGAAGAAUCUAGAGACAUUCAUGUUUGAAGACCACUCCUUCCUUGCCUUUGAAAUGCUAGAUAGGAGCCUUUGGGACCUUAUAAAGGAGAGAAAAGGAAAGCCAUUUUCCCUGAACAAAAUCCGCCCUGUCGCUCAGCAGCUACUUGUAGCUUUUGAGGCCCUGAGGGGAAUUGGUAUAAUUCACACUGACCUGAAAUCAGACAACAUCAUGCUCGUCGAUCAUCAGGAUCAGCCCUUCAAGGUUAAAUUAAUAGAUUUCGGUUUGGCCAUGCCAGCCUCAGAGACAACAUUAGGAAUGUUGAUGCAGCCUGUGCCUUUCAGAGCUCCAGAGGUGAACUUGGGCCUCCCCAUUUCUGCAGCCGUUGACAUGUGGGGACUAGGAUGCGUUCUAGGGGAUAUGUAUUUUCAAAACUGGCUCUUCCCUGGAGGCUCAACUUACAACACAAUCAAAGCUCUUUGCCAUCUAGUUGGUCAGCCAGGAGACCAUCUCCUUAAUAAUGCGAUGUACACCAGAAAGUAUUUUAACAGGAUACAGGGCAAAAAUGGUCCGACAUGGAGGCUGAAAACGCCAGAAGAGUACAGCGCCGCAACCGGGGAAAUACCUGAGCCUUCAGACACGAUUUUUGAACCUUAUAAAAACCUGAAGAGAGCAGUAGAGGUUUUCUCAUAUGACGAAGACGUUGUUGCGUAUCACGACAGGAUGGCAUUUUCAGACAUUAUACAUUUGCUGCUCAAUCCAGAUGCUGGGUCAAGAUUCACCCCUAAGCAAGCACUUAGGCACCCCUUCAUCACUAUGGUAAACCUCGAGGAGGAAAUAGACUUAAACUCUUACGCAGUGAAUGCCUUUGAGUUGAUGGCUGUCUGCACCCUGGCUGAUACAGCACCAAUAUUUGGCCUUCCACCACCACCUCGCAAGAUUGGUUUACCAAGAGAGCCAUCCAAGAAUUUAGGUGCUGAAAAUGUAAAUACUGAGAGGUCCAGUUAUGACUCCACCCCUCAGCAGCACCACACUGAACCUCCCUGCAACAACAUGUCAGUGGCUGAACCAAGUCAAGUGAGAGAACGUCCUCACAGUGAAGCUGAAGCUGACAAGGAGUCCAUUGACUCAGGGGAUGCAGUCUCCAGCACUGAGAGCUCCAGCAAUGACACGGGCUGUCCCGGACCAAAUCCAUCUGAGACUAUCAGCGUCGAGUUUGAGCCAAUAGACUCCUCCGCUGAUGAGUCAGACAGCCCAGAUAUUGGUGCCGAGGAGCCUCUUCAUGGUAUUGAGGUCCCAACUGGCUUCAGGAGAGAAGACCACACUGCAGUCACCAACAAUGAAGACUCGGGAAGCAUCCCCAGCGAGGAAGACUCAGACGAAUAUGAAAAUGGAUGA
This is a messenger RNA of Trematomus bernacchii (emerald rockcod), 1626 nucleotides long. RefSeq names its product homeodomain-interacting protein kinase 2-like. Bases 1 to 1626 code for a protein of 541 amino acids. Gene Ontology annotation, biological process: smoothened signaling pathway; intrinsic apoptotic signaling pathway in response to DNA damage by p53 class mediator; positive regulation of transcription by RNA polymerase II. The record is from RefSeq and is a predicted model, not a curated record. Gene Ontology annotation, molecular function: ATP binding; transcription corepressor activity; protein tyrosine kinase activity. Lineage: Eukaryota; Metazoa; Chordata; Actinopteri; Perciformes; Nototheniidae. Gene Ontology annotation, cellular component: PML body; cytoplasm; nucleus. The transcript is spliced from 2 exons.